AUGCCUACCGCUCGCCCACCCAAUUACUAUGCGAUCCUGGGGCUUUCUCCAACAGCCUCGACAAAUCAGAUUCGCGAUGCCUACAAACGCGCCGCCCUCAAGACGCACCCAGACCGCGUAGCAGCCGACGCCCCCGACCGCGCCGAGCGCACCCGCAAGUUCCAGCUAGUCAACGACGCCUAUUACACCCUCUCCGACCCUCUCCGACGCAGGGAAUAUGACGAGCAGCGCAAGAUCUUCGGUGUCGGCAGCGACUACGUCCCACCAUCGUCAGCCUCCUCAUCCUGGGGCGGUAGUACCGCAGGCGGCUUCGACAACACCUCCGAUCCCUUUGCUGAAGCUGAAGCGGGCGCCGGUGCGGGCGCCGGCUCCAGCCCAGCCGGCCAGGCCUUCUCGUGGGCGUGGAACUUCUUCACCAAGCAGAGACAAAACAGCAACGGUGCGCAACAACAGGACCGCGAGCAAACGCAAAACGAGCAGUUCGCCGAUGUCUUCGAGGAGAUGCUGCGCGAGGAAGGCAUGGCGGAGUCCGACAACAGGCCGAACAACAAGUUCUGGAGCUUGCUGGGCGGACUCAGCGGUGGCGUAAUGGGUUUCAUCGUCGCGAACGUGCCCGGUCUGUUGGCUGGUGCGGUUGCGGGCAACAGAUUGGGCGCUAUCAGAGACGCAAAGGGGAAGAGCGUCUAUGCCGUAUUUCAGGAACUCCCUCAAGACGACAAGGCGAGACUUCUUACCCAGUUGGCGGCCAAGGUGUUCAGCCAUACUGUCGGAAUCUGA
Sordaria macrospora k-hell is the source of this 777-nucleotide messenger RNA. RefSeq lists its product as uncharacterized. The record is from RefSeq and is a predicted model, not a curated record. NCBI's taxonomy places the organism in Eukaryota, Fungi, Ascomycota, Sordariomycetes, Sordariales, Sordariaceae.